Messenger RNA from Microstroma glucosiphilum, 1750 nucleotides. RefSeq lists its product as hypothetical. The record is from RefSeq and is a predicted model, not a curated record. Lineage: Eukaryota; Fungi; Basidiomycota; Exobasidiomycetes; Microstromatales; Microstromataceae. The transcript is spliced from 2 exons. The coding region runs from base 307 to 1419 and encodes 370 amino acids.
CGUGUCCCGUAGAACCACUCACUCGCUAUUCCCACGCUGCAGCACAUUUGGUCAUGGCCCUUCUGUGCAGCCCACCCUGUUCCACUGCAUCAGCGGGGCUGAGGACCAAUUUACGCGAGGCCUCCACGCUCCGCGUUCCGUGGGACGUGCUUAUCCUAGCAAAUGUGGAGUGAACACACCAGAGGUGCUCAUGCUUUCAGAAGUUCUCGUGCUUGCCUCUUGCAUAGGUACAUAGUAGCACCAUUCGGUAGCAAUCACGAGGUUCGAUUGAGAUACCAGUCUACCUCGUAGCUCGAUACUCAUAAAAUGGCACCCAAGAAGCGAAGCGCUGCUCAAGGCGGGCGAACCAAAAAGGCUCAGAAGAAAGAGUCUCCCAAGCCCCAGGAAGAAGUGCAGCUGGACACACGCGCCCUCCUUUCCUGGCUCCUCAGUGAUGAGGCCCUCUCGCUUGCCUAUCCACCCAUCGAGCGUGGUAAAGGCGAGGUAGACUGGUCCGACGCAGAGGUGCAAAAGGGCGGUAAGAAGGCUCCACCCCCUCCUCUUCAACGCAGUGGGGAGGGCAAAACUGCAAAGGACGGAGGGAAAGGAGAAGAGGAGACGCCUCUCCUUUACCCUGCCCCUUAUCCCGCCUUCUCUCCUUUCCUCACCUUGGUCUCCUCAUACCUCCUCUCCAAGCCCAUCUCGCACAAGCUCGGCCUACGCACCAUCUCCACCGCUCUCAAUGCUCCCUUCAACCUGCGUACUCGCAGCGCCUGGGAAGAAAUCGGAUACGAAGGCAGGAGGAGGGUGAUGUGGGAGGCCAAGACACAGCACAAGGAAAAGAGCGCAGAGCAACUCGGUGAAGUGCUCUCUGGUCUUCGGGAGCUUGAAGGGGACGAAAAGGGGGAUGAGCAUGAAGAUGAGUUGAGGAAAUUGAAGAGCGAGGUGGAUAAAGCGGCAAAGGAUACCAAGGGCGCGGAGAGUAGGGCAGGAGCGAGGGAGGCUGUGCAGGAGCACUUGACGAAGAUCAAGGGGCUGGGCAAAGGAGCUUGCGAGAUCUUCAUAAGGCGAAUCCAGCACCCUUGGGCCUCUCUAUACCCAUACGCCGACUCCCGCUCCCUAGAGUACGCCCACGAGAUCGGGCUCCUCAAGGAAGGCCUGCCGGAAAAGGACUACACUGCACCAGAGGACAUGGACGGUCUGAUCCUCGAGCGCUCAAAGGAUCUCCUUGCUGUGUUCCGAGAAGGCGGACUCGGCGGUGCAGAAGGUGGUGAUGGGGAGAGGGAGAAGUUCGUGCGCCUGCUUGACGUACUAGUCGGGUUGGGGCUGCAGAAACAAUUGGUAGAGGCACGGAAGAGGGCUGCUGGUGGAGGCGCUGCAAAUGGUGGUGGGAAAGACAAUGUGAAGGAGGAACAGGAGGCUGGUACCGCCGUGGCGUGAAUCUGAAAUACCUGGUACUUCUGCUUUCUGCGUCACAUUCUCACGUCUGUGCGACUCCGCGCUCCACAUCGUGUCAAUGUAAGGAAGUCUAUUGCUGACUUCACUCGUAUCAUCUGUAAUUCUCACCGCCUCGCCCUUCCUGCCUCGAUCGCCCUCUCUUCGAGUCGACUCUGCAGCAGCGAUAGCCUGAGUGGGUCAUUCUCUGGAGUCCCCACCAUUGCGUCAGUGGUGACGACUGUUCCUUCCUCCUUGACCUGCGCAUUUGCUAGAGCAUCUGCCUUGCCCUCGAGAAUAGCCCUCGCUCCCCUCCUGUACUCAUCACCUCCCGACC